CUUCUCCUCCCUGGCCUUCCCGCCCUUGCCUUCCCCGCCUUUCCCGCUGGUAGCCGCAGUAUACACGUCAUUAAGUAGCGAUGGGCGCCGUCUCCAGCUGCUGUGAAUCAUGUUUCCGUUCUCGCAAAUCACAGUCGUACGAGCCUUUGCUCCUCGAGAACGAGCGGGAGGCAGUUGCGGAUCUGCUUCAGUACCUGGAAAACCGAACAACUACCAACUUCUUCUCGGGAUCACCACUUUCCGCGUUGACCACACUUUCAUUCUCUGACAAUGUAGACCUACAGCGUAGCGCUGCCCUUGCGUUUGCCGAGAUUACGGAGAAGGAAGUCCGUCCUGUCGGACGUGAUACACUCGACCCCAUCCUCUUUCUCCUCGGCAGCCAUGAUACUGAAGUCCAGCGAGCUGCCAGUGCGGCUUUGGGAAAUUUGGCAGUAAACACCGACAACAAGCUGCUCAUCGUCAAGUUGGGCGGUCUUGAGCCUCUCAUCCGACAAAUGCUUAGCCCUAACGUCGAAGUUCAAUGCAAUGCUGUAGGCUGUGUCACAAAUCUUGCUACUCAUGACGACAACAAGACGAAGAUCGCCAAAUCCGGCGCUUUGGUCCCUCUGACACGCUUGGCGCGCUCGAAGGAUAUGCGAGUGCAGCGGAACGCGACUGGCGCGCUGUUGAAUAUGACGCACUCAGAUGAGAACAGGCAGCAGCUUGUGAAUGCCGGGGCCAUUCCAGUCCUCGUUAGUCUUUUAAACUCUCAGGAUACCGACGUUCAAUAUUAUUGCACCACUGCUCUGAGCAACAUUGCCGUUGAUGCCUCGAACCGGAAGAAGCUUGCACAAACGGAGCCUAAGUUGGUCUCCAGCCUCGUUCAGCUCAUGGAGAGCCCGAGUCUUAAAGUACAGUGUCAAGCGGCGCUUGCUCUUCGUAACCUCGCUAGCGAUGAGAAGUAUCAACUUGAGAUUGUCAAGUGCGACGGGCUUCCUCACCUCCUUCGCCUCCUCCAGUCUACAUAUCUUCCCCUCAUUCUAUCCGCUGCUGCCUGUGUCCGCAACGUGUCCAUCCACCCGCAAAACGAGUCCCCCAUCAUUGAGUCUGGCUUCCUGCAACCGCUUAUCAACUUGCUCUCGUUCAAAGACAACGAGGAAGUGCAGUGUCACGCUAUUUCGACUCUUCGCAACCUCGCUGCUAGCUCGGAGAAGAAUAAGCUUGAGAUUGUGAAGGCGGGUGCAGUGCAAAGCAUCAAAGAUCUUGUUCUUGAGGUACCGAUGAACGUUCAGUCGGAGAUGACUGCAUGCAUCGCUGUUCUUGCCUUGAGCGAUGAGCUCAAGGGGCAGCUUCUGGAGAUGGGCAUUUGUGAAGUGCUCAUUCCUCUUACGAACUCGCCUAGUUCCGAAGUACAGGGCAACAGUGCUGCUGCUCUGGGUAACCUGUCUUCGAAGGAUGGCCGCACGACUUCUGAUGAUUAUUCCGCAUUUAACGACGUUUGGGACCGCCCGGACGGCGGCAUGCAUAAAUAUUUGUAUCGUUUCUUGACGAGUCCUGAUGCUACCUUUCAACACAUUGCUGUUUGGACGAUAGUCCAACUUCUCGAGUCGGGGGAUCCACAGCUUAUUAGCAACAUCCGUGGUUCCAAUAUCCUGAUACCCAACAUCCGUCAGCUCGCUGCCACUCGCACUUCGACGCCAGCAUCCUCUAUUGGUGGCACACCGCGAUCACAUGGCUCACAUCACUCGUACCAAGAUACUGAGGCUGGUGAGGGGCAGGGCGAGAUCCAGCAGCUUGCUCGCCGGAUCCUCGAGUUCAGCGACGGAGAACCAGACGAUGUGAUGACGCCAAGUGCGCCACCCUCGCAGAAGCAGGCGGGGUCGCUCAUCGACAGCCGUGCAGAGAGUGUCAUGGGCCGGGAUCAUGAGGAACUACGCCGAAGCGUCCGGGAGGCGUUCUCCAGCGGACAGACGGGGCAUUAGACACACCAGGCUGCAUCCAGACCCUUGCUCUCCUCGCGGAAAGUUGAAUGGUGCUUGGUGGGUAUUUAUCACGGACACGAUCGCGUUGUUCUUUUCUUGCAUUUUCUUCCUCGCUGUACAUGCGCCUCGUUUGCCCUUUCACUUACGACAUAUUUCACUUCACCUUUUGGUCUGUUCCAAUCCUCCUCAUCUCGUAUAUGUACUGCGAUUCUUCCGCUUGUGAGGCUACGUUACUUCGAGAUACUCCCGCACGCCGCCUUGGUGUGUCCGCCAUCCUCGAUGAAGUAUAAUGUUUGUUAUGAAAUGGCAUCUUUUACACUCCGAGACCAGCGUGACAUGGCGGUACAUCCCUAGUGAAGUGUUGCAAUGCGUAAGACCACCCACGGGCAAGCAUUCUGAGGUCUAGCUCAAGGGCGUGAGGGGAUGUAGGAGAGGUAUAAUUAAGCUACCGGGUCUUGCGGAAACCAAUAGCGUCCGACUUCUCGCGGAAGCACUGGCGACAGAGAUCGAGACCGUACUUGCGAAUGAGACCAGCCUGGUGGGCACAGUGACGGCACUGACGGGAGCCCUUGCCGUAUUUGCGGGGACGAGAGAACCAAACCGCGUCGUGAGUCAUUUGUCGGUAUUUUACGGUGUGACUUGCCGGAGACUUGAAUAGGCGUCGG
This is a messenger RNA of Phanerochaete carnosa HHB-10118-sp, 2626 nucleotides long. RefSeq lists its product as uncharacterized. Gene Ontology annotation, molecular function: protein binding; protein-membrane adaptor activity. The record is from RefSeq and is a predicted model, not a curated record. The transcript has 14 exons. Gene Ontology annotation, biological process: vacuole inheritance; nucleus-vacuole junction assembly. Lineage: Eukaryota; Fungi; Basidiomycota; Agaricomycetes; Polyporales; Phanerochaetaceae. Bases 81 to 1961 code for a protein of 626 amino acids. Gene Ontology annotation, cellular component: fungal-type vacuole membrane.